This is a messenger RNA of Striga asiatica, 945 nucleotides long. The record is from the annotation of a GenBank genome assembly. Lineage: Eukaryota; Viridiplantae; Streptophyta; Magnoliopsida; Lamiales; Orobanchaceae.
AUGAUGCGGUGGAUGCCGGAGAGAUCCGUGGCUGACUGGAGUUUGUCGAUGAUGGCGGCCUCCGUAUCGCGUUCCAUUGCAGCGGCGGCGGGUGAGGACGGCAGUGUUGGGAUGACUCUAUCGAAGACGAAGAAGAAAGGACGAGAGCAUAAAGAAAAUGUGGUGAGCGCGAUACGAGAUGCUGCGGAGAAGUACGCAUCGGCUUAUGUUUUCACUUUCGCGAACAUGAGGAAUCUCAAGUUCAAGGAGUUCAGGGAACGGCUGAACUCGUCAAGCAGUUUGGGUUCGAACAAGGUUAUGCAGAUUGCAUUGGGUAGGUCUGUUGCUGAUAAGAUCAAACCAGGCAUUCACAAGGUCUCAAAGCUUAUGCGAGGAGAUUCAGGACUUUGUUUCACUAGUUUGCCUAAAGAACACAUUCAAAGAUUAUUUGGUGAAUAUGAAGAUUAUGACUUUGCUAGGACUGGAAGCGCUGCAACAGAGACGGGGCUGUGGAGCUUGUGUCAGACUGUUCUGUGUGAAGAAGGAAAACAAUUAUCACCGGAAUCAGCUCGUAUUCUGCGUCUUUUGGGAGUCAAGAUGGCCACCUUCAAACUUCACUUGGUAUGCCGAUGUAGCUUGGAGGACUUUGAGGUUUACAAAGAAGGGUUGGCAGAUACUGUAGCGGGGGAGAGGUUGAUUAUCAUAUGUGUUGUGUUCUUUUAAGGGGUCUUAAAAUUAUCGGCUUCAGGAUCGGAAAAUUGCCUGUUUUUGAGUGUAUCGUGUGUUUUCAAUGUAAAUUCAUUUUUUGCUGUCCAGAUUGUGGCAGUAGGUUGGCUUGCAAAGUAUCAAUGCUGUAACCGUGGGGUUUCAUUUCUUUUUUCUCUCAUAAAUCAACAGUGUAUAAACAGAUGAGAAGUUCUUAAUUAGCUCUGAGUACAUGUUUGGUUGAAACAGUGGUAAAAUGAG